CACUCCCUCUUUCCUCAGAUCAUUUUCCUUCUCGAAAUCGUUGACCUUUGUAGUUGGAAAGUUAUUCUGGCUCAAUCUCUCCGGUGUUUGCAACGCCCCAAAACAAGGUCAAGCUGGUGGGAAGUGGACGAACCUGGCUGGUAUAGUGGCGCCCAAUUUCGAAAGGGCUUACUCGUGCUGUAGGAGCAUCCCACUUAGUGAUAUAUCCGUUAGAUCAAGCAUCUCAUGAUGGAGAUGACUUUGGGUGUGAAUCACCAGAGAAUCAAAACGAAUGGUAUAUGGAUUCACGUAGCUGAAAAAGGGACUGGACCGCUUGUUUUGCUACUUCAUGGCUUCCCAGAAAUCUGGUAUGCUUGGCGCCAUCAGAUUACCUUCUUGGCCAAUCAUGGCUACCAUGUGGUUGCACCUGACUUGAGAGGAUAUGGAGACUCUGAUUCACCUCUCCUCCCCUCUUCUUACACUUUCUUCCACGUAGUUGGCGAUCUAAUUGGCCUACUCGAUCACUUUGGCGUGCAACAGGCCUUCGUGGUGGGAAUCGACUGGGGAGCACUGGCUGCUUGGUACCUCAGCCUGUUGAGGCCAGAUAGAGUUAAGGCGGUCAUAGCUCUUACCGUUCCAAUUUCACCCAGAUCUCCAAAUGUCAAAUACCUCGAAUCCUUUGAGCAAAUGUUUGGAAAUGAUUUCUACAUUUGUCAAUUUCAGGAACCAGGGAGAGCAGAAAGGUCAUUCUCGAGGUACGAUUAUCUCACGGUGAUGAAGAAGUUCCUUCUCUUGACGCAGACUGAUCUUUUAAUAGCACCACCUGGAAUGGAGAUAAUUGACUAUUUAAGAACCCCUUCAUUCUUGCCAUCCUGGAUUACGGAAGAAGAACUACAAGUAUUUGCGGACAAGUUCCAGGAGACUGGAUUUACGGGAGCUUUGAACUACUAUCGAGCUAUGGACCUCAACUGGGAGCUUCUAGCACCAUGGGAAGGGUCAAAGAUAACAGUUCCGGCUAAACUAAUAAUUGGCGACAAGGAUAUCGGAUUUGAUUCAGGGGGAAGAAGGGAAUAUAUAGAGGGGAAUAUAUUCAAGAAUUUAGUUCCCAACCAUGAAGUUGUCAUCAUUGAUGGCCAUCACUUCAUACAACAAGAGAAACCUCAACAAGUUUCGGAUGAAAUUUUAUCCUUCCUCAAAAAACACUGUUAAGUCAUUGCUGUACUUCAAGAAUACAACUGCACAGGAACUGCAGGCCGAUGAGACUGAGAACAGACACACACACAUAUAUACACCUUCAUUGUUAAUGUGAUGUAACUUUUUCUUGCAUUUGGAUUUUAUUAUGAAUAUUGAAAUGUGUUUCAUACUGCUAUUCAAUGUCACAUAGAGUAGUACAAGUA
Messenger RNA from Olea europaea var. sylvestris, 1376 nucleotides. Its product is annotated as epoxide hydrolase A. Lineage: Eukaryota; Viridiplantae; Streptophyta; Magnoliopsida; Lamiales; Oleaceae. Bases 226 to 1188 code for a protein of 320 amino acids. The transcript is spliced from 4 exons. Gene Ontology annotation, molecular function: hydrolase activity. The record is from RefSeq and is a predicted model, not a curated record.